AUGCAGUCUUACUACUUUCAAGAACUUGACAUUUGGCAAGCUCACUGAGAAAUAAAAAAAAUAAAUAAAUGGAAAAACCUUAUCCUUUCUAACACCACACACCUUCCUACAGGCUGCAGCUCUUCUCCUCGCUGUCCUCACCACAAAAAAAAAACAAUGGCAACCCUUCAUUUCACCCCCUCUCCUUUUUUAUUUCUCGCCAAACCAAAACAUCCCACCACAAUUUCUACCUCCCACUACCAGCUUAACCCCAGAGCCCGCCAUGGCUCUUUCAGAUUCUCAACAUUCAUUGCAAGGUCUUACAAAGUUGUGAUAGAGCAUGAAGGUCAGUCGACAGAGCUAGAGGUGGAGCCCGAUGAGACCAUUCUAUCCAAGGCGUUGGACUCUGGCUUGCCUGCGCCACAUGACUGUAAGCUUGGGGUAUGCAUGACUUGCCCUGCUAAGCUCUUAAGCGGCUCAGUUGAUCAGAGUGAAGGUAUGCUUAGUGAUGAUGUUGUGGACCGUGGAUAUGCACUGCUGUGUGUAUCUUACCCAAGAUCAGAUUGCCAUAUCAAGACUAUACCUGAGGAAGAGCUGCUGUCAUUGCAGUUAGCAACAGCUAAUGAUUGAAUUGUUUAUGCUUGAUUCAGUUUCUAAAAGGUAAAUUUUGAUUCCAAAAUUGUGUUUGUCGGAUCCCUAUUCAUGACAGGACAAUAGUAGGGUUAUCCCAUCAGUUACUAUUGUAAUUUUACCUGAAAAAUAUUAAUUUGCAUCGUCCAUUUAUCGUCCAUUCAAAGUUCAAUAAAAUGAUUAUGAUCCAGAUUGUGAAGGUGUAGGAGAAUGAUCCCCAAUUGAUCCUUCAUGUCUGGGG
Messenger RNA from Durio zibethinus, 850 nucleotides. RefSeq names its product 2Fe-2S ferredoxin-like superfamily protein (gene FDC1). The record is from RefSeq and is a predicted model, not a curated record. NCBI's taxonomy places the organism in Eukaryota, Viridiplantae, Streptophyta, Magnoliopsida, Malvales, Malvaceae. Gene Ontology annotation, cellular component: chloroplast. Gene Ontology annotation, biological process: electron transport chain. Gene Ontology annotation, molecular function: electron transfer activity; 2 iron, 2 sulfur cluster binding.